AGAGAAACAGUGAAGGUUUUCCUCUUCUCUUUUUUAGAGACGAUAAACUAAAGGGACUGCAUAAUUUAGAAUUUGGAGACAAACGGAAGGAUUUAGGAAAUAACCUCGUCACCUUAGCUUCGUGCUCUUGGUGUUUUUGUUAGGUAGCCUAACUUCCCUUCUCAGUGGAUAUGCAUCGGUCCCAUCUGUAGCAUUCUAUGGUGCCCUUAACUGCGCCUCGAGUUUAUGGACCCCCGCUCAAUGAUGACUAUGAGUUCAUUGUCGGACAGUCUGGUUUCCUCUGAUCCCUCAAAAUCGGCCUUUCUGGAGUUCGGACACGACUAUCCCGGCCACCAGCAGCACCCCCCCGGCUUAUCCCACAACAUCUAUCCAGUGCACGGCUUGCAUCCCGUCGGACCCUCGCCGCACGAUAGCUCCUUUUCUUCCAGCGCGUCAUCCUAUGGCCGCACGCUAGCCUACCCCUACCACAGCACUGUAAGCGCACACAACCCAAGUGCCUACCUGCCAUACCAGCACAGUAGCCACAACAACGGUCUGGGACGCACGAGAAUAGAGGAAACAGAGCUUGAGAAGCUAACCACGGUGAUCGAGAACGGAGAAAUUAGACUGAACGGAAAAGGGAAGAAGAUUCGAAAACCUCGGACCAUCUACUCAAGCUUACAACUGCAAGUGCUCAACCAGAGAUUCCAGCAAACCCAAUACCUUGCGCUACCUGAGCGAGCCGAUCUGGCAGCAAAAUUGGGACUAACUCAAACGCAGGUUAAGAUAUGGUUCCAGAACAAACGCUCCAAGUACAAGAAGAUCAUGAAGCUUGGCCCGGGCGGACCGGAGGGAGAACACCUGCACCCUGGGUCAUCUGGGUCUCCGUGUUCCCCCGGGAUGCCGCCACUUUGGGAAAUUUCCAUGGCAAAUAAGGGGACGCCUGCGCAAUCCGGUGGAUACAUGAACAAUUUCGGACACUGGUACCCAAGCCACCACCAGGAAUGUAUGCCGAGAACUCAAAUGAUGUGACGGGAUGUGGACAAUGGGAUGGAAUUAUAUCCACUCUCCUCAACUGACUUUACUCAAUCUCAACAUUUAGAUUCGUGUUUCGUCUCCUCUUGUACAUGAACCGCGUAGCAUAUCCCCUUUUAAAUGUAGCUCCAAGCCCCAGCUAUCACAUUAGAGUCUUCAUUUUUGAAACGGACGUUUAAAGGUCUUUUGCUUGAAUUUCAUCAGAGGUUUUGCCUACAAUUUCGUGGACAUGAAGAAAUGACUGCACGGAUUUUGCCUUGGAGGUUUAUGUGGAUCUGGAAUUUGAAUGCAGUUUAGUUUCAAAUAAAGCCUCAGUGGUCAACUAUG
Messenger RNA from Oncorhynchus masou masou (cherry salmon), 1341 nucleotides. RefSeq names its product homeobox protein Dlx4a-like. The record is from RefSeq and is a predicted model, not a curated record. The transcript is spliced from 3 exons. Gene Ontology annotation, molecular function: RNA polymerase II cis-regulatory region sequence-specific DNA binding; DNA-binding transcription factor activity, RNA polymerase II-specific. Gene Ontology annotation, biological process: cell differentiation; embryo development; negative regulation of transcription by RNA polymerase II. Bases 226 to 1011 code for a protein of 261 amino acids. NCBI's taxonomy places the organism in Eukaryota, Metazoa, Chordata, Actinopteri, Salmoniformes, Salmonidae.